Molecule: messenger RNA, 408 nt
Organism: Lactuca saligna
Lineage: Eukaryota; Viridiplantae; Streptophyta; Magnoliopsida; Asterales; Asteraceae
Source: the annotation of a GenBank genome assembly
AUGUUUGCUCGUGACCUAGUCAAAUUCGGCUACAACGAGUGGAUGCUGACUCUUGAAAUCAUCAACAAUCAUAUAUGUGUUCAUUAUCAAGAAGUGAAGUUGGCAAUCCAGCAACUUCUCAAUGAAGUGAAGAAACUAAACCUGGUACCAUCCGCUGGUUUAUCAAUCUGCUUUCAACGCACUAACUACCUUCUUUCUGCUCCCACCGAGCACUUGUUUCAUCUUCUCUUUGAAAGGCUAGGUCACUAUAACAUAGAGAGAGUAUAUCACGUGCUGAUAUCAGUAGAGUUGAAUAGAAGGCUGGAUGAGUUGAAACUUGAUCAAUUUAGAUGGGUAAAUACUGAAAUCUUGAAAGAAGUUGACAGGUUCUACAAUGGCUCUUCUGAUGACUUUGUGGAAGAAGGUUAG